Messenger RNA from Peromyscus leucopus (white-footed mouse), 976 nucleotides. RefSeq lists its product as uncharacterized. Lineage: Eukaryota; Metazoa; Chordata; Mammalia; Rodentia; Cricetidae. The record is from RefSeq and is a predicted model, not a curated record.
AAGAAUGCAUAUAGUUACUUCUCUUAAGGUUGGCAGUCAGUAACACUUGAAUUUCCUAGAAGAGAGAUAAAAAGGUGCUUCACCACUUCAUGUGACUCCCUCUCUAAUCAGCAUUUUCUGUGAAUUAGAAGAAGACUUGUGAUAUUGUCAUCUUCCAAAUGGAUCACUUUGCCCCUAACACAAAAAGAUUUGCACAGGUGAAGGAAUGGAUCUUCAGACUGACUGGCUUCCUUUGCAGCCUCUUGUCGUUGGGGUUUGGAAUAAUCCUCCAAAGCAGCCGAUACUGGCGCCUCUGGGAAUUCGAUGACGAAGUUGUUCAGCUUGUGUACAUUGGACUAUGGGAAGCUUAUUACCAUCGGGAGUUUCACAUCUCUGGUUCUGUGACCAGGAUUCUGGUGCACAGCCCUGUCAACUCGACCUGGACCAUUUCACCUGAAUUUAGAUGUGCACAGAUCCUGAUCUUACUGGCUAUGUUUAUAAAACCCGUGGUGGUGAUUUUUAGCUCAGCGGCUAUUAGGGUUAGCAUUAUCAGAGCCUCAGUCCCUGAGAUUCAGAUACUCUGCUACAAGUGUUGUGUCUUAAUUCUGCUUCUCAGCAGCCUUUGCACAGCUCUUUCUGUGACCUGGAACCAUGUAGUAGAUCUUUAUGGUGAAACCACUCUUGAUUUUCCACCCACCUUUCCUGUUAGGAAAGAAGACCUGAUCGAAAAACACGACACUCAUGUGUUCCCCAUAGUCCUGACAGCCACCCUGUCACUCUUUGCUAUGAUUAUGUUCCUCUUUGAGAUCAGGUCAUUGAAAUUACAGAGUAACCUGAAUGCCCAGGGUGCUUCCAAGCAGGCCAAUCCAAAUGCCUGAAGUAUGAGCUCUGGUGUUUGCAAAAUGCGCCAGAAGACUCCUUGGUCAAAUUUACUAACAUUGCACAAUAUUCUUGUAGUAUUCUACUCACUAAAAAUAAAAUAUUCCUUUGAUUAUUA